AUGUUGCAAUUUGGGCAUAGAUCCUCCACACUCGUCCUACGGCCAGAUUUGGUGCUGUGCGACUGUCCCGGCCUUGUAAUGCCUUCACUUGUGCAUUCUCGGGCUGAACUUAUUGUUGCUGGUAUCCUUCCGAUCGAUGAGAUGCGAGAUUAUCUCUCUCCAAUACAACUUGUUAGUACAGAUCCCAUUUAUUUCGUAUUCAUACAAAUAUAUUUUCUGGGUCUUUCGGCCAAUGUGAUUGCCUACAUCAUCUAA
Protopolystoma xenopodis is the source of this 255-nucleotide messenger RNA. The record is from the annotation of a GenBank genome assembly. Lineage: Eukaryota; Metazoa; Platyhelminthes; Monogenea; Polystomatidea; Polystomatidae.